AUGGUCGUGUGCGUUAUUUUAUAUUUAACGUGUUGCCGUUUGGCUUGUCGUCAGCUUGUUACCUUUUUACUGAGUGAUGAUGGCAUUUCUGGUGAUGCAUGGAAGCAGGUUGCUGUAAAUUAUAGUGCAACAAUUCAGCGGGAUUUGAAUCAAUCUGGUUGGAAGCCAUCUGAUCGUAAAUGUCAGUGGGAGCCCCUUCAAAUCGGUGAAUGGUUGGGUUUACUUAUUAACACAGUUCGCAUGCAAUUUCAGAUUCCAACCAAAAAGUUAAAUAAAGCAAUUGUGCAAAUUGAAUUCAAUUUGCCUUCAUUUCCCAAAGUUUCUGUUUUGAAAUCAGCUAAACUUUGUGGUUUUUUAAAUUCCCUGUCUUUGGCCAUUGGCCCAGUUGUUCGCUUGUUUACUAGGAAUAUGUACGCCUGUAUUGCGACUAGUUCUUCGUGGAAUGUUGUUGUUUUAGCUUACGCUGGUGUUAAAGACGAGCUUCAAUUUUGGCUCAACAAUAUUCAUCAUUUUAACGGUUAUUCUAUUAUUCGUUCUUUUACUGCUCAUGCCGUAAUAUAUUCUGAUGCUAGCAGUACCGGUUAUGGCCAUAUCUUGUCACAAUAG
This is a messenger RNA of Paramuricea clavata, 606 nucleotides long. The record is from the annotation of a GenBank genome assembly. Lineage: Eukaryota; Metazoa; Cnidaria; Anthozoa; Malacalcyonacea; Plexauridae.